AUGUUGCGCUCUCCGUCUUUCUGGGUGCUCGCCACUGCAACAGCCCUAAUUAAGCCAUCACUCGCUCAAUUCCCACCGACACCUGAGGGAGUGACAGUACUGGAUUCGAAGUUCGACGAGAACAUCAAGAUCAGCUACAAAGAGCCCGGCCUCUGUGAGACAACUGAAGGCGUAAAGUCGUACGCUGGCUAUAUCCAUCUCCCUCCGGGAACGCUUGAGGGAGUAGGCCAGGAGCAAGACUAUGCUAUCAACACAUUCUUUUGGUUUUUUGAAGCCAAGAACGACCCAGAGAAUGCGCCACUAUCAAUAUGGAUGAACGGUGGCCCCGGAAGCUCCUCCAUGCCAGGUCUCUUCAACGAAAAUGGUCCUUGCUAUAUCAACAGGGAUUCCAACUCGACCACCCUCAGGGAGUGGUCAUGGAAUGAUAAUGUCAACAUGAUCUAUAUCGAUCAACCUGUCCAAGUCGGAUUUUCAUACGACUCCCUGCGAAACGUCACCAGAGACUUGUUUGGCGGUACACAGACACUGAACGCUUCCGACCCGAUUCCACAGCAGAAUACUACCUUCCAGACGGGGACUCUGGCAAGUGGUGAUCGCAAUUCGACCAGCUGGGGCAGCCGCAACGCCGCCAUCGCCCUCUGGCAUUUCUCCCAGGUGUUUUUCCAGGAAUUCCCCGGUUAUCACCCCAACGAUGGCCGCAUCAGUAUUGCUACCCAGUCCUAUGGCGGCCGCUAUGGGCCGGCAUUCGCAGCCUAUUUCCAGGAGCAAAACGAGAAGAUCGAGAAUGGCACGUGGGACGGGACGGACGGAGAGAAGUACAUCUUGAAUCUUGACUCGCUGCUCAUUGUCAACGGCUGCAUUGACCGCCGGGUCCAAUGGCCCUCAUAUCCUGAGAUGGCUUUCAACAACACAUACGGAAUAGAGACAGUCAACGAAACCGUAUAUGAAGGCAUGGUAGACGCAUUCUAUCGCGAGGGCGGCUGCCGUGACCGGAUCGACGCCUGUCGCGAGGUCGCUGCCAUAUACGACCCCGAAAACAUCGGUACAAACGCCACCGUCAAUGAUAUUUGCGAGGAUGCAGAAACAUACUGCACCAACAACGUCCGAGACCCGUACCUGGAGAUAGCCGGCCGUGAUUACUACGACGUGACUCAGGUCGACCCAACGCUGUUCCCUCCGCCGUUCACUCCAGGGUAUCUCAACCAGCCGUGGGUUCAGUCUGCUCUCGGCGUUCCCCUGAAUUUCACUGGAAGCUCGUCCGCCUCGUCUUCGGCGUUCCGUGGAAUCGGGGACUACCCUCGUCCGGGUUGGAUCGAGGACAUUGCCUACCUCCUGCACAACGACAUCAAGGUCUCGCUGAUAUACGGUGAUCGAGAUUUUGCGUGCAACUGGAUCGGCGGCGAGCAAGUAUCUCUAGCCAUCCCUUGGGAUGACCAGGAAAACUUCGCUGCGGCGGGUUACCAGCCGCUCGUGACUAACAGCACCUACGAGGGCGGACAGGUUCGGCAAUAUGGCAACCUGUCGUUCAUCAGGGUGUACCAAGCUGGCCAUGCCACACCGUCAUACCAGCCGGAGUCGGCCUACCGUAUAUUCAACCGGGUUCUCUUCAACCGCGACGUUUCGACUGGCGAAAUCGACACUGCACUGAACUCUACGUAUGGUACUGUGGGUCCCGCAGACACCUUUGCUAUUAAGAGUGAAGUCCCUCCCCAGUACGAGGACUUCUGCUAUAUGCUUGACCCGAGCACAUGUACAGAAGAGCAGGUUGCGGCUCUACGUAACGGCACCGCUGUCAUCGAGAACUAUAUCGUGACCGAGCCGGCUUAUAAUACUAAUGCCAACCGUGGUGCGAAGAUUAAGGCGAGAAAUAUGUGA
Messenger RNA from Diaporthe batatas, 1875 nucleotides. RefSeq lists its product as uncharacterized. Gene Ontology annotation, biological process: proteolysis. NCBI's taxonomy places the organism in Eukaryota, Fungi, Ascomycota, Sordariomycetes, Diaporthales, Diaporthaceae. The record is from RefSeq and is a predicted model, not a curated record. The transcript has 3 exons. Gene Ontology annotation, molecular function: serine-type carboxypeptidase activity. Gene Ontology annotation, cellular component: fungal-type vacuole. The coding region runs from base 1 to 1875 and encodes 624 amino acids.